AUGAUGGUCCCGACGCGACUCCUUGAAGUAGUGGCUCUGUGUGUGGCCAUGAUAGCGGCCAUGGCUGUCACUCGCACGCGCUCGGAGCGUCGCAAGCGGCAGCAGUUUGCUCUGCAGCAGCCGCUCGUGAUUUCCCAGAGCGAACUAGAGCUGGUCAAGGACAUUGUCUACAUCAACAAGUCGACGGACUCGAGCAGCAGUUUCCGACCCGGACGCUCGAGUCCGCUACUGAACGAAGAGGGAAACCAGAUACUCGUCGUUGGAGUGUGUGGAGGCUCCGGGUCCGGCAAGACGACGCUCUCGCGCGCCAUCAUGGCCGAGUUUGGUGCUGAUCGCGUGUCGUACCUCUCGCACGAUUACUACUACAAGGACUUGGCUCAUCUCACGAUGGAACAGCGUGCCAAACACAACUUUGACCACCCAGACGCACUCGAGACGGAUCUUAUGAUUACCCACUUGAGAAAGCUGCGUGCUGGCAAGAUCGUGGACGUGCCCGUCUACGAUUUCAGCACCCACUCGCGCUGCAAAGCGACAGCUUGUAUGAAGCCCAACAGCGUCGUGCUGGUCGAGGGGAUCUUGAUAUUUGCCGACCAGGAACUUGCAGACCUCAUGGACAUCAAGAUAUUUGUCGAAACUGCUGCAGACAUUCGUCUCGUGCGGCGCAUGCACCGCGACAUGAACGAGCGUGGUCGCACGGCUGCGUCGGUGAUGGAUCAGUAUAUGAAGACGGUGCGGCCCAUGCACAUGAUGUUCGUGGAGCAAUCGAAGCGGGUGGCGGACAUCAUCAUACCACACGGCGUCAACUCGGUUGCUCUCGACAUGAUCAUCUCCAAGCUCCACAGCUUCACUGCUGGCCAAAGUUCGACGGGCAGCAGCCGAUCUGGCAGCGAGCGCUCGGACUCGAUUGCUGAUGAAAAGGAUGUAGUCCGUUUUUGA
Messenger RNA from Peronospora matthiolae, 936 nucleotides. The record is from the annotation of a GenBank genome assembly. Lineage: Eukaryota; Oomycota; Peronosporomycetes; Peronosporales; Peronosporaceae.